Condylura cristata (star-nosed mole) is the source of this 2896-nucleotide messenger RNA. It is a transcript of the gene NOP58, whose product is annotated as NOP58 ribonucleoprotein. The record is from RefSeq and is a predicted model, not a curated record. The transcript has 15 exons. Gene Ontology annotation, cellular component: small-subunit processome; box C/D methylation guide snoRNP complex. NCBI's taxonomy places the organism in Eukaryota, Metazoa, Chordata, Mammalia, Eulipotyphla, Talpidae. Gene Ontology annotation, molecular function: snoRNA binding. The coding region runs from base 192 to 1709 and encodes 505 amino acids.
GGCGCUUUCCUACGUUCUGCGCGCUUCCCGGUGUGGAACGCACAGGCAGCGUGCUCUGAGUGCUUGCGGGAAGGGGUGCGCGUGUGAGCUUGGCCGGCCGCGGCCUGAGCCUCUGGGGCGGCAGAUUUGGCCUUUUCCUGCUGGUGUAAGAGCUCGCGGCGGGCAGCGCCGCGCUUCGGCCCGGCCUCACCAUGUUGGUGCUGUUUGAAACGUCCGUGGGCUACGCCAUCUUUAAGGUACUGAAUGAAAAGAAACUUCAAGAAGUUGAUAGUUUGUGGAAAGAAUUUGAGACACCAGAGAAAGCAAAUAAAAUAGUAAAACUAAAACACUUUGAGAAAUUUCAGGAUACAGCAGAAGCCCUAGCAGGCACUUUUGACAGAACCAAUCCAAGUAGUUGCAAAUAUCACAGCAGGCAUGUAAAGCAGGCAUGUCGCUUAAGAAAGAGUGAUGGGGAAAAGCUGAAUCUCAGUUGUAUCCACAGUCCUGUUGUCAAUGAACUUAUGAGAGGAAUACGUUCACAGAUGGACGGAUUAAUACCUGGGGUAGAACCACGAGAAAUGGCUGCAAUGUGUCUUGGAUUGGCACACAGAUUCCUUUAUGCCAUAAUUGCAAUUCUAGCUUUAUUGGAUGACUUAGAUAAAGAACUAAACAACUACAUUAUGCGGUGUAGAGAAUGGUAUGGAUGGCAUUUCCCUGAAUUAGGAAAAAUUAUUUCAGAUAAUUUGACAUAUUGCAAGUGUUUACAGAAAGUUGGCGAUAGGAAGAAUUAUGCCUCUGCCACACUUUCUGAAUUACUGCCAGAAGAAGUUGAAGCAGAAGUGAAAGCAGCAGCAGAGAUAUCUAUGGGGACAGAAGUUUCAGAAGAAGAUAUUUGCAACAUUCUACAUCUGUGCACUCAGGUGAUUGAAAUCUCAGAAUAUAGGACCCAGCUCUACGAAUAUCUCCAAAAUCGAAUGAUGGCCAUUGCACCCAAUGUUACAGUCAUGGUUGGGGAAUUAGUUGGUGCACGGCUUAUUGCUCAUGCAGGUUCACUUUUAAAUUUGGCCAAACAUGCAGCUUCUACAGUUCAGAUCCUUGGAGCAGAAAAGGCACUCUUCAGAGCCCUCAAGUCUAGAAGAGAUACUCCUAAAUAUGGCCUCAUUUAUCAUGCGUCACUUGUAGGUCAGACAAGUCCCAAACACAAAGGAAAGAUUUCUCGAAUGUUGGCAGCCAAAACUGUUUUGGCUAUCCGGUAUGAUGCUUUUGGGGAGGAUUCCAGCUCUGCUAUGGGAGUUGAGAAUAGAGCCAAAUUAGAGGCCAGGUUGAGGACCUUGGAAGAUAGAGGGAUAAGGAAAAUAAGUGGAACAGGAAAAGCAUUAGCAAAAGCAGAAAAAUAUGAACAUAAAAGUGAAGUGAAAACGUAUGAUCCUUCUGUUGACUCUACACUGCCAACCUGCUCUAAAAAACGAAAGUUAGAACAGGUAGAUAAAGAGGAUGAAGUUACUGAAAAGAAAGCCAAAAAAGCCAAGGUUAAAAUUAAAGUUGAAGAAGAAGAAGAAGUUCUAGUGGUGGAAGAACAGGAGACAUCUGUAAAGAAGAAGAAGAAAAAGGAUAAAAAGAAACACAUUAAGGAAGAACCACUAUCUGAGGAGGAGCCUUGUACCAGCACAGCAAUUUCUAGUCCAGAAAAGAAGAAGAAGAAGAAGAAGAAGAGAGAUACUGAGGACUAAUGGAAGGGGGGAUACCAUAAUUGAAUCACCUGGAUACAUCAUGUUUAAAAUUCAGUCACGAAUGCCAGUGGUGCUCUCUAAAAUAACUUCAGAGGCAGUUGGAUGAAGCAAAGUGAUUUAUCAUCUACAACUUUUCAGACCUGUUUGUGUCUUGGCAUAAACUGUGUUAACUUUAUUAUGUCGUCAUUUCUCAGAGUCUUUGUUAUACAAAUAAAAGUAUUUUGUUUGUAUUUUAAGACAGUUCUGUGAUCUCUUUAUAUUAGGUAGCAAUUCUUUGUCCCUUUUCUAUAUUUAAAUUUGAAGUUACAGUUUUGGAUAUUACUGAAAAGAGUUGUGAAUUGUUAAUUUGAAAUAGCCUUUUGGAAGGUAGUGAGUAGAUGGACCAAUUAAAGAACCCACUCUUAGAUGUUUCUCUUGCCUUUUGGAACUCUUAAAUUUCUUUCUUACCUAUUUAAAGCUGUGUUUUGUGUUCAAAAGUAUUGGGUUGUCAGAAAAGUUGUUAGGCAUUUUUGUAUAGAAGACAGAAAAAACAUUUCAGGAUUUCCCGACAAUCCAUUAAAUUAGCAAAACUUCAGUAGCUCUACAGAAAGAAAAGAAAAUGUGUCCCUAAAAGUUGUUUGUUCACAAUUCUGAAAGGUAUAGCAAAAUAAUCUAGCUCUUGAUCUGUAGCCAAUGUGACUUAAUGUAAAGAAUGGCAGGAUAAGGGAAAACAGCAUGAGAAAAGUCAGUGUCCACAAGGAUUUAAAACAGGACAUGGAACACAAUAGGGAAAUCUUUAUUUUCUAGUACAGUAUUUAAAGUGAACAGCAAUUUAGUUGACAUCCACGUAGUCACAGCAUCUACCAGUUUCCGAGGAGCUACUGUCUUGCUUCUCGUGUAUUUCAUUGCUGUUUUGCUAACAUCCAGUUGAAUAAAGGCAUUCAGUGGAUGAGAAGCUAGGGUGAUAAUAACUUUAAUGAUACUUUGCUUUUCAUGUAACCAUGGGUAAAUCAAAACUCUCCAGUUCCUCAUUUGUAAAUUAGAGAUAAUAGUCAACUUUAACAGUGGUUUGUAGAAAAUGAAAUGUUUGAAAUUUUCAGAGGUGUAAGUAUAUUUCAGAUCUUCUUAUUUUAAUUGAAGUAAAUGCUGCAUGAAGUACACAUGACCAACUCUAGAUAAAAGUCUAUAAUAAAGCUGGUUAUUUUCCU